Messenger RNA from Fusarium poae, 1821 nucleotides. RefSeq lists its product as uncharacterized. The record is from RefSeq and is a predicted model, not a curated record. Gene Ontology annotation, cellular component: lysosome. The transcript has a single exon. Gene Ontology annotation, molecular function: alpha-L-fucosidase activity. Bases 1 to 1821 code for a protein of 606 amino acids. Gene Ontology annotation, biological process: fucose metabolic process; glycoside catabolic process. NCBI's taxonomy places the organism in Eukaryota, Fungi, Ascomycota, Sordariomycetes, Hypocreales, Nectriaceae.
AUGAUUGCACUACCUCCAAAGGUCGCCCUUGUGGCUCUCGCCUGCGCCUUAUUCCCUGCGAGUACAACCGCCCAGGGUCCAUACGAAGCAACAUGGGAAUCAACAGACAAACACAACGCUGCCCCGGAAUGGUACCGCGAUGCCAAGUUCGGAGUUUACUGGCACUGGGGCGCUUUUACAACCGCUCAAUACGCCAGCGAGUGGUAUCCGCGCAACAUGUACGAGCCCGACUCCGACCAGAAAAAGCAUCACACAGAAACAUACGGACCACCAGAGGAGUGGGGCUACGAGAACUUCAUCAAGGGUGCAAAGGACAAGAAGGGUAACUUUGUCCAGUUCAAACCUGUCCUCAAGUCCGAAAGAGGUGAAUUUGAUCCAGAAGCUAUCAUCAAGAUAGUUAAAGCUUCUGGAGCUCGGUUCGCUGGACCUGUGGCUGAACAUCAUGAUGGUUUCUCCAUGUGGGAUAGCAAGGUCAAUGAGUGGAACCCAGUCAACUAUGGUCCCAAGAUAGACUUGGUUAAGCUCUGGGCAGAUCUCGUGCGGGAGAAUGAUAUGAAACUUGUUGUUGCGAUGCAUCAGGCGUACAAUUACAAUGGUUUCUUCCAAUGGGCACCUAAGACAAAUGACACGAGCCUACAGAAACUACUUGGCCAAUUGCCUCGCGAUGAGUCGGAUCAGCUCUGGUUCGACAAGCACCGAGAGAUGCUUGAUCACGUUCAACCCGACAUCAUCUGGAACGAUUUCUCACUCAACAGUCCUGGAGAAUGUGGAAGCUUUGAGGGUCCUUGUGCAGUAGAUGAGCAGAAGCGUCUAGAGUUUCUUGCCUACUACUUCAACAGAGGUGAGGAGUGGGGAAAAGAAGUUGUCACCACUUACAAACACCACGACCAUGGCUUCCGAAACACAUCAGCCGUUGAUGACUGGGAACGUGGUGGACCAUCCAAUCUUGUUCGACCUUACUGGCAGACCGACGAUGCCAUCAGUGCAUCCAGUUGGAGUUACACCGUCGGCAUCAAGUACUACAGCUCCAAAGCCAUGGUACACUCUUUGCUUGACCGUGUCAGCAAGAAUGGAAACAUGCUGCUCAAUAUUUCGCCCAUGGCUUCUGGCGUGUUGCCUGAGGAGCAGAUCAAGGUUUUGAACGAUAUUGGUGACUUUCUAGGUCGUUAUGGCGAGGCUGUGUAUGACACUAGGGCGUGGGAUAUCUAUGGCGAGGGACCGAAUCAAGUCGAGGGUGGAUCUUUUACUGCGCCACUUCAAGGGAACAGCAGUGAUGUUCGGUUCACGCGCAACAAAGAAGAUGAUGUUCUCUACGUCACUGUUCUCGGUUGGCCUGAGGAUAACCUCGUAUCGGUCAAGAACCUUGGAUCCAACGCUCUGGUCGAUCUCAAGUCUUUGAAGUCUGUCCAGCUACUCGGCGACAAGGCUGGCGAUUACAUCAAGGUUUCUGAAUGGGAACAGUCCAAGGAUGCUUUGGAUAUCACUCUUCCUUCUCAACCCGCUGAAUCUCUUGCCUACGUUCUCAAGCUCACCUUUGAUGGGGGUAUUCCUGUCCCUCAGCCUGAGCGCGGUGCAGCUGUUUUCUCCAAUGCGGAUGCCACUGGAAAGGGUGUCUCACUUGAAUUGGGUACAUUUGACUCUGUGUUUUUGACUGAAGCUGGACUCAAGCCUGAGGAUAUCGGCUUUAUCCGAGUGUCGAAUGGCACACAGGUCACUCUUUUUACUGGACUCAGGUUCACGGGGGAGAGCAAGGAACUCAGCGCUGGUGAGCACCAGGUUGAUGGCGGUUCUGUAGGCUCUAUCGCGAUCUCAAAGAUUUAA